UGAGCAAAAUGGCGGCCCCCAUGAUGCGACGCUACCCUACUUGGCUUCGAGCUGGAAAAGUUAGCUUUGAGAAUGUCACCGUACUUAGAGAUUGGAAGAGAGCGGUAUCCGCCAGCGUGCUCUGCUGGAAUUCAAAGGGGAUUACAACGAAAGAGAACCGUGAUGUUUCCUGGGCAGCAGUUGUAGGCUUGGAAAUCCAUGCACAGAUCUCAUCCAACUCAAAGCUUUUUUCCUGUUCCCAAGUCCAGUUUGCAGCUCCACCUAAUUCUCUAGUUUCAUUCCUGGAUGCUUCUCUACCUGGCACUCUACCGGUUCUGAACAGACGAUGCGUAGAAGCAGCAGUGUCAACAGGCCUUGCACUGAACUGCACCAUAAACAAGAAGUCCUUGUUUGACAGAAAACACUAUUUCUAUGCAGAUCUGCCUGCUGGAUAUCAGAUCACUCAGCACAGGAUUCCCAUUGCGGUGAACGGCUGCUUGUCAUACUUCAUGCAAGCAGGUAAAAAUCAGAAUGAAAUAGUAACCAAGACUGUGAGGAUCAAGCAGAUCCAGCUGGAGCAAGACAGUGGAAAGAGCCUUCAUGAUGAUUUUAGAAACCAAACACUUAUUGAUCUCAACAGAGCAGGAAUCGGCCUCAUGGAGCUUGUCAUGGAGCCAGAUAUGUGUUGUGGGGAAGAGGCAGCGGCAGCGGUGAGAGAGCUUCAGCUUAUCCUGCGGGCUCUUGGGAGCAGCCAAGCAAACAUGGCAGAAGGCCAGCUGAGAGUAGAUGCCAAUGUAUCUGUACACCGUCCCGGCCAACUUUAUGGAGUAAGGACCGAAGUGAAGAAUAUUAACAGUGCUCGAUUUCUUGCAAAGGCGAUAGACUAUGAAAUACACAGACAGAUUGAAGAGCUGGAGAAUGGAGGAACCAUUCUGAAUGAAACUAGAGCCUUUGAUUUUAAGCUUGGAUGCACUGUAGCAAUGAGGGACAAAGAAGGAAAACAGGAUUAUCGGUUCAUGCCAGAGCCAAAUCUUCCUCCAUUGAUUCUUUAUGAUGCUAAAUCCUUGCCCACUCAUAUAAGUGGCCAGCAAGUGGUGAAUAUUGAUUGGAUUCGGGAGAGGCUUCCUGACCUCCCUAGUGCCAAGAGAGCAAAGCUUGUUGAACGUUAUGGGAUUCAGCCUCAACACAGUUUUACCUUAGAGAAUGAAGAUGGUCUAAUGGAUUUUUUUGAAAGCGUGGUGAAUGCAACAGAAAUGAAGCCCCAGAAAGUGAUUGGCUGGGUUAUAAAUAAUUUCCUCAGUUACCUAAAACUAUAUAACAUUACAGUAAAGGAAAGUCUAGUCACUCCUCUUCUUUUGGCUGAACUACUGGACCUGGUAGCAAGUAGAACGAUUUCAUCUUCAGCAGCCAAACAGGUGUUGGAAGAGAUGUGGAAGGGGGAAAAGAAGACUCCAGCUCUGAUUGUUAAAGAAAAGAAACUUAACCUACUCCAGGAUUGGAAUGAACUUGAGAGUAUCUGUUGGACUGUGAUGAGAGACCAUCAGAAAGAGGUGGCAGAGAUAAAGAAGGGAAACCACAAGGUCCUGAAUACCAUAAUUGGACAUGUCCAAAGAACAACAAGAGGGCGAUCGGAUCCUGUAACUGUGAAACAAAUUCUAGAGAAGCUACUAUCAUAGGAGCUUGGAAUAAAAAUUAUGUGUCUGAUCUACCAUUCUUAAUGUUCUCAAUAGCAUCAAGCCAUUGUACAAGUUCUAAUGCAGUGCUGAGACUGCUACAUCACUGUUUAGUCAUUUUCCAGGUUGUUUUUUUUUAAGGUCAUUAUCCUCUUAUGUUCCUAUUUAUUCAAAAUGUAAACUCCACAAGGAAGGAAAUAAAACUGCAGUGUGCAUGAGUUUUCUGAUUAAAAUCUCCUGCUUUUGUAAUAUUGUGGUAUGUAGUAAAAAGUGAGAAUUUUUUCAUAACUAGAUAAUGUUAACUAUAGUCUCUUAAUGUAGCUUCUUAUGAAUAAUCAAAACAGAAUAUUGUCCUAUUUAAAAAAUACUCAGGAGUCUGAGGCACCCACAAUUGCUUAGUUGUUUCUUGAAAAUUUGGUAUUUCUGUUACAUGAACUAGACAAUUCUGAAUUCUUUUUCAACUUGAUGCCAUCUGUUUUGGGAAAGAAAACAUAUUAAGCAAUGAGAGCCCAAGGAACCCAAGGAUAAACCUGGGCCACAGGGAAAAAACUUCCAGGGCCCCUGGCGAGCAGAACAGUAUGGCAUGGUGUGGCAAAUGGCAACAGUCUGGGCAGGAGCCACAGAGAGAGAGAAUUUGGAGCCAAACUCUGGACGUUGGGGUGUUUUGAUCCCACAUGCCCGGAGGGCCCGAAGAUCAGCUGGAUUGGCACCAGAGGACUGGUGGUGGCCUGAGCAGUGGCUGGAUGGGACUGGUGUCACAGGCCUGAGGCCAGGAUAUCGGCUGAUCAACUGGCGUCCAAACAGCAGCUGUGGCCUGAGGGGGCCGAAAGGACUAUUUGCACUGACCCGACUCAGGACAGUAGUCUCACACCAGACUUGGUUUUCUUGUCAGAGCAGUGGCAAUGUGAACUGAAAGGGGAAUUACAUCUGUCUCCCUUGUCAUGGUCAGAUCAUGUCCUGGUGGCCCUGAGAUUCUCCUAUGCUACCCUGCUCCACAGACCUAUUAAAUUUGUCCGCCCACGGUGACUGAUGGACCCAAUUGGGUUCCAAAGGAAGCUGGGGGUUAUAC
This is a messenger RNA of Python bivittatus (Burmese python), 2721 nucleotides long. RefSeq names its product glutamyl-tRNA amidotransferase subunit B (gene GATB). Gene Ontology annotation, cellular component: glutamyl-tRNA(Gln) amidotransferase complex; mitochondrion. Gene Ontology annotation, biological process: glutaminyl-tRNAGln biosynthesis via transamidation; mitochondrial translation. NCBI's taxonomy places the organism in Eukaryota, Metazoa, Chordata, Lepidosauria, Squamata, Pythonidae. The record is from RefSeq and is a predicted model, not a curated record. Gene Ontology annotation, molecular function: glutaminyl-tRNA synthase (glutamine-hydrolyzing) activity.